AUGACGAGUUCACAACGUUAUUUGUGCCGAUGUCCCAGCAUUUGUGCCGCGUGCGAUUCGUGCCUGUUGAUGCGUUUUCCAUAUCGUUGCCGAUUUUCAGCGACAAAGCGAUAUGCAGGGACACCGCAGUGGUGUUUUUAUCCAGCGGGCUCGUCCGAGAGCAAGGGCGCGGCGGUGGACGAGGCCAUACAGGACUUCAGGGCCAGGGUGGCCGAGCUCAACUUCCACUCGGAGCACGUGCCGCUCGUGGUCCUCCUCUGCGUGACGCCUGGCGAGGGCGACCUAGAGAGGCUGCAAGAGUUUGCCGGGGCAGCGAAGCUGCGCACGGGCGCUCCAGUCAGAGUCGUCGAGGCGGGCGACGACAGCGAGGACGGCCUCAUCCUCACCGUGAUCGACAUCGCGGAGUUGCUGCGGAGGCACAAGGGCGGGUGGAGCAGAAUCGUGGACAGCAGCGGAGGCCGCCGACGCUCCCAGUGCUGCGCACUGGUGUGA
Prorocentrum cordatum is the source of this 492-nucleotide messenger RNA. The record is from the annotation of a GenBank genome assembly. Lineage: Eukaryota; Dinophyceae; Prorocentrales; Prorocentraceae.